UCAGACAGCGCGACUUGUUUGUAGGUUUCAUCGUGUUGCCGUGCAGACUGAAGCGCGCGCGGAUUGGAGGCGGAGUCUGGACUCAGUUUCUGUGGCGACCAGGCCGUUGUAAAUAGCGUGUUUUCUUCUCCAUGCGAACUCAAACACAUUCUCAAGCUCCGUGGACACACGGCUUCAUCCGUCCGUCACUUGCACACAAGUGACAGCGGCCACGAGCGCGUGCCAUCCAGCUUUCCGGUUUAUUUGACAAAUCACGAAUUGUGUAUGCUUUCGUAUUAUUAUUUUUUUUUUUUAUUAGAAUAUUUUUAGUUUUUUUUUGGAUGCGGCAUAUAACAGAGAUGGAGAAGUAUGAAAAGAUCAGUAAGAUCGGAGAGGGCUCAUACGGCGUCGUGUUCAAGUGCAGGAAUAAAGACACCGAACAAAUCGUCGCCAUCAAGAAGUUCGUGGAGUCUGAGGACGAUCCCAUCAUUAAGAAAAUAGCGCUCAGAGAAAUCCGUAUGCUAAAGCAACUGAAACAUCCCAACCUGGUGAAUCUGAUCGAAGUGUUCAGGAGAAAGAGAAAACUGCAUCUGGUGUUCGAAUACUGCGACCACACUGUCCUCAACGAGCUGGACAGAUACCCACGAGGUGUUCCAGAGCACAUGGUAAAAAGAAUCAUCUGGCAAACACUUCAAGCUGUGAACUUCUGUCACAAACAUAAAUGUAUCCACAGAGACAUAAAGCCUGAAAAUAUACUCAUCACCAAACAUCAGGUCAUCAAACUCUGCGACUUCGGCUUUGCCAGGAUCCUCACUGGUCCAUGUGAUUAUUACACAGAUUAUGUAGCGACACGGUGGUACCGAGCUCCAGAACUCUUAGUGGGAGACACGCAAUAUGGCCCGCCAGUGGACGUCUGGGCAGUGGGUUGUGUGUUUGCUGAACUGCUAUCUGGCGCCCCUCUAUGGCCGGGCAAAUCCGAUGUAGACCAGCUCUAUCUCAUCAGGAAAACUUCAGGUGAGUUGAUUCCUCGCCAUCAGCAGGUGUUUAGCACUAACCAGUUCUUCAGCGGAGUUUGUGUCCCUGAACCACAGGAGAUGGAGCCUCUUGAACUGAAGUAUCCGAACCUCUCAUAUCAGGCGCUGAGCCUAAUGAAGGGUUGUUUGCGGAUGGAUCCAGCAGAGAGGUUGUCUUGUGAGCAGUUAUUGGAACAGCCGUACUUUGACAGUCUGCGAGAAGAAAGUGAGAGUGUAACUCGUGAACUGGACCGCAAGAAACGCACACGCCACCCACGCAAACACCUGCCACUUGGGUAUCUUCCCCAGUUGGCCAGCAGUACUGUGUUCCCAGCUGUGGAGAACAGAAAAUACUACAACAACCUGCGCAAAUUCAACUAUCAUCUGCCCAACAUAUGAUGGAAGUCGACUCCUCAGGAACCUAUAAAAACUGACCAUCCACCUCCCAGCUGGUGUAUGUGUGCGAGACAAAGGGCUCUGCUCUGCCUGUAGAACAAUGAUGUCACACUGCCAAAGCAACGACUCACAGAGGAAUUUAUAUUAAAAAAUAAAGUAUGACAGCAAUAAUAACAUUAAUAAAAUUGAAUGUUGUGCUGUGCUUUAUUGUUUGAUUAGAGACUGAGAUCAGUGCUGUAGAAGAGUUAGCGCUGUGGGGCAUUUUUCCUAUUUUAGAUAAUAUACUAUAAAUGAUAAUGAUGCUUUAUUUAUGUUUAAAAGUGUGUAUACUGUAUAUGACGAAAAGCUUUUCUAGAGACAUAACCCUGUUUUAGUUGACAACAUUUAUUACCCCCAGUGGACUUAAUUAUAUUUUUGUUGCCUUGAGGACUGGUGCUAAUAAAUGAACCACUUACCAGCACCGGAUGCCAAAUUUCAGAGAUGUGAUUCACAGUUUUGCAAACAUGAAAAGUAAUGUAUGGGAAAUUAAAUAUGCUUAAUGUUUUUGUUCAUUUUGUUUUGAGACUUUAUCAAUAAAGACCUUUCUGAAA
Molecule: messenger RNA, 1978 nt
Organism: Xyrauchen texanus (razorback sucker)
Lineage: Eukaryota; Metazoa; Chordata; Actinopteri; Cypriniformes; Catostomidae
Gene: cdkl1
Product: cyclin-dependent kinase-like 1 (CDC2-related kinase)
Exons: 10
Coding region: 321-1391 (356 amino acids)
Biological process (GO): protein phosphorylation
Cellular component (GO): nucleus
Molecular function (GO): cyclin-dependent protein serine/threonine kinase activity; ATP binding
Source: RefSeq, a predicted model, not a curated record